This is a messenger RNA of Toxoplasma gondii ME49, 1632 nucleotides long. RefSeq lists its product as hypothetical. The record is from RefSeq and is a predicted model, not a curated record. NCBI's taxonomy places the organism in Eukaryota, Apicomplexa, Conoidasida, Eucoccidiorida, Sarcocystidae. The transcript has a single exon. Bases 1060 to 1632 code for a protein of 190 amino acids.
ACCGGGGAAAAGCGCACGACGAUCCGACUGUCCAGACUCUGCAUGCGGAGUGUGUGUUGAAGGAGAGAGCGUUUACAUCUCGAGCUUCCCGCCGGGCAUUUGUGCUGGUGCAAAAGAGCGGCUGCCUCUCGGCAUCGUUUCCAGACGGUGUCCCUCAGAGAGGGCAAGUGCGGUUCUUCUCUCUCGUCUUCUCGCCUCGCUCCCGCGUCGCCGUCUUCCCCGAGCAUCAAAUCAACGAACUCUUCUUCUCUCUGAUCGCCACCGCCUGCGCUUCUGCUGUCCCCCUUUCCUCUUGCACUCCUGCUCGCUUCCUCUCUCCUCGCUUCCUCUCUCCUCGCUUCCUCUCUCCUCGCUUCCUCUCUCUGCGAGUGAUUCACUUCGUCUUUUUCAACUGGACUUCGGCCUCUCGCUCUGGCGCCCGGCUGAGCCAGAACGCUGCUCCAGUUCCCGAGGGACUUCUGCGAGGGUCGCGGAAGUCGCUGCAGCAGAGGCAACGCGUAGCUGAGUGGGUGGGCGGCGCACUGUUGUCUGCAUGCGCUCCAGCUCGUCAGAAGAGACAGAGUCUCCGUCUCUGGGCGGAAGAGUGACACGAGCAGCAGGGGCCAGAGAGCGCGAAGCUGACGGGUGAGUGUAGAGCCGAGGCAGACGCCAAGGGGGAAGAACCUGUCUGUCUCGUCAACUGGCACUCGGCGCUGCUCUCGCCAGGCAGCCGCGGCCAGGAGAAGUGGAGAAAAAGGCCUUUUCGGGGACUCGGGAGAGACCGGAAAGAAAGCGCAAUCUGGGCGGACGCGCUCGGACGCGACGAGAGCCGCCUCCGCCUCCAGAAGUGAAGCAGCGGGGCCUCGAGUUGGGAGGAGACGAACUCUGCAGUACAUGUCUGUGGAGCGUCGAGGGAGGGCGGGUGCACAAUUGGAGGCCGAGAGACGCGCCGACGAAGUCCAGGAGGAAGCGGAAGACGCGCGAGAAGCGUAACUGCUUUCGGAAAGUCUCUUGAAGUGCCAAGCUGCACAGAGCGCCCCAGAAACAGAGAGCGAAUUCUCGCUUGCCAGAGAGGGACGGAUGCUUGUUUCUCCGAAAAGUGAGAGUCUCGGAUUCGUCUUCUUCUCGGCGUUUCCGUUGAGAGCUCCAGUGCAGGUGCAUGCCGUUUCUUCGUUGGACUUUGAAUGGAUUCCGGCUCUGUCUCUCUCCCGUGGGAAGAUGGGUUUCCUUGUCCUCGUGGCGACGGGUGAGAAGAGAGACGACAUUUUCCAGAUGUCUCCCUCAGCUGUCGCGAAGAGGACGCUUGCAACAUCCUCCGUCCAGGCUGACAAAGGGAAGUUGCCGGCGUCUUCUCUUGCCGGUGCCUUUCGCUCUGGUCUCCCUGCAGAGCUCCGAAAGAGAGACGCCUCUGGAUGGGAGCGAGCUCGCAGGAAUCGCACACAACUCGCGUCCUCAUCACUCGCGGCACCACCCCCUUGGGGCGAGUACGCCGCAUGCAACGCGGGAGACGACGAUGAAGCAAAAGAAGAAGAAGCAGAGGGAGGAGAAGCAGAAGACAAUAAUGAAGCAGAUGACGAAGACGGUGACGACGAAGAAGGAGAGGGAGAGGAACACGGCGACGCAAAAGAGGACAAACAGAGAGAACAAGAUUGA